Molecule: messenger RNA, 1050 nt
Organism: Priapulus caudatus
Lineage: Eukaryota; Metazoa; Priapulida; Priapulimorpha; Priapulimorphida; Priapulidae
Exons: 1
Coding region: 1-1050 (349 amino acids)
Biological process (GO): DNA integration
Molecular function (GO): nucleic acid binding
Source: RefSeq, a predicted model, not a curated record
AUGGUUGAAGCAGAAGUGAAACACUGUCUCCCUUGUCAAGUGGGCACAAGAGAAAACACCAGAGCACCUCUGAAGAUGAGCAAAUGUCCCGAGCAGCCGUGGACUCAUGUGUCUGCGGACUUCUGUGGCUCACUGCCUCCGGGUGAAUAUUUGUUAGUGGUCGUUGACGAACACAGCCGUUACCCAGCUGUAGAGAUCACCCACAGCACAUCUGCCCGGUCGACGAUUCCCCACUUCGACAAGAUCUUUGCCUGCCAUGGCAUUCCCGAAGUGGUGAAGACGGACAAUGGCCCUCCUUUCAAUAGUAGCGAUUUCCGUGGGUUUGCUGGUUACCUUGGAUUCAAACACAGGAGGAUCAUGCCGGAGUGGCCAGCGGCUAACGGCGAGGCAGAGCGGUUCAUGAGGACACUGAAGAAGAAUCUGCAUACCUCCGAGUCUCAGAGGAAACCGUGGAAGCAGGAACUGUGGAAAUUCCUCAGACAGUACAGGGCUACACCCCAUUCGUCAACAAAAGUGGCACCCGCAGAAGCUCUAUUCCACAGGAAUAUCAGAACAGAGUUACCCAGCAUUCAGAGUUUCUCAAAAGAGGAUAUUCGCAAAAAUGUGCUGCUCAGUGACAAAAAUGCAAAGAACAGAAUGAAGAGAUAUGCGGACAAACGACGGAGAGCAUGCAAGUCGAAUAUCUGUGUAGGUGACACUGUCAUACUACAGGAUCCACAUCCGCGUAAGCUGGAUCCACCGUAUUACCCUAAGUUACACGAGGUAGUGAAACGUAAAGGUGAUAUGGUGACCGCUACGCAUGGCUCUAAACCGGUGACCAGAAAUAUAUCCAGGUUCAAGGCAGUGGAUGCCAGAUACCAGUCACAGGACAUGUCCUGUUCAGAAAGUGAUGGGGAUGUCAUUCCGAAUCCUACUGGAGAGAAUGAGGGGACACGUGUAGAAUCCGAUCAGAACAGCCAGACGGAGGAGAGACCGUUGGACAGUUCAUCCAAGGUGCAUCGGGCGAGGGAGCGCCACCGUCCAGCAUAUUUGAAGGACUAUGUGACAUAA